GACCCCGGUAAACAACUAACCCAGCGUAAAAACGGAGGAGGAGGCUUUCUUAUAAGGACCGGAAGCGGAAGUGAAGAAACAUGCAGGACCACCAGCACGUGCCCAUUGACAUCCAGACCAGUAAAUUGCUUGACUGGCUGGUGGACAGGAGGCAUUGCAAUCUGAAAUGGCAGAGCUUGGUGUUAACUAUCCGAGAGAAGAUAAAUGCAGCCAUCCAGGACAUGCCAGAAAGCCAGGAGAUUGCACAGCUGCUCUCUGGAUCUUACAUUCACUACUUCCAUUGCCUGCAAAUUGUGGACCUCCUCAAAGGCACUGAAGCCUCCACAAAAAAUAUUUUUGGCCGCUACUCUUCACAGAGAAUGAAGGACUGGCAGGAGAUCGUGUCCUUAUAUGAGAAAGAUAGCACUUACCUUGUGGAGAUCUCUAGCCUCCUAGUUCGGAAUGUUAGCUAUGAGAUACCCUCCUUGAAGAAGCAGAUCGCCAAGUGUCAGCAAUUGCAGCAGGAAUAUAGCCACAAGGAGGAAGAGUGCCAGCUGGGAGCUGUGGAGAUGAAGGAGCGCUUCUAUAACUCCUGCAAGCAGUAUGGCAUCACUGGGCACAGUGUCCGAAGGGAGUUGCUGGCACUGGUGAAGGAGUUGCCGAGUUUGUUGACUGAAACUGGGGCCAAGGUUGAGUCCCUGUGGGAAGCUAUUGAGCUCUACCAGGCCUGUGUGGGGUUUGUGUGUGAAAGCCCCACUGAGCAGGUGGUUCCCAUGCUGAGACACGUGCAGAAGCGGGGAAACACAACUGUGUAUGAAUGGAGGACAGGGACAGAGCCUACAGAGGUGGAGCGGCCCAGUUUGGAGGAGCCCCCAGAGCAGGUGGCGGAUGAUGCGAUUGACUGGGGCAACUUUGGGAUAGAGUCAACUUCAGAGGGGAUUAAGUAUGGCAUCUCUGCUGAGACAGAUGAAAUUGACUGGGGAAUCUCACUGGAGCCCGAUUCAAAGGAAGCUGGUAAUGAAGGAAUAAAUUGGGGAGAUGGAGAUGCUGAUCCCUUGCAGAUAACAGUGGUAGAAGCAGGAACUGAGGCUCCAGAAGGUGUCGCAAGGGGUCCAGAUGCUCUGACUCUUCUUGAAUACCCUGAAACCCGGAAUCAGUUUAUUGAUGAACUCAUGGAGUUGGAAAUCUUCUUGUCCCAGAGAGCCCUGGAGAUGAGUGAAGAGGCAGAUAUCCUAUCAGUGAGCCAGUUCCAACUGGCUCCGCCCAUCCUGCAGGGUCAGACCAAAGCCCAGAUGGUUGCCAUGGUGUCAACUCUGCAGGAUCUGAUUGGCCAGCUCACUAGUCUUCGAAUGCAACACCUGUUUAUGAUCCUGGCCUCACCAAGGUAUGUGGAUCGAGUGACUGAUCUACUCCAGCAGAAACUGAAGCAGUCAGAACUGUUGGCCCUGAAGAAAGAGCUGAUGGUCCAGAAGAGGCAGGAAGCUCUGCAGGAGCAGGCAUCCCUGGAGCCCAAACUGGACCUGCUGAUAGAGAAGACGAAAGAGCUGCAGAAGCUGAUCGAAGCAGACAUUUCCAAAAGAUACAACGGCCGCCCCGUGAACCUGAUGGGAACCUCCCUGUGAUGUCUCCUGCCUUCUCACUUGCUCAGCCUUUGGGACAGAGGCGUGCCAGACAGGAUGGCAAUGCUGUAGGCCUCUCUAGUUGGAACAGGCAGCAAAUGGGGAGAUGGUCAACAAGAAAACCUCAAAAAACUGUGUGAAGGGGAGGUUUUAGAGAACUUGCUCUUUGGUUCUUUACACUGUGAGAAGCCAUCUUGUUUGGCUUUGCAGUCUGCUUGCCUAUACCCACUGUUUCCAGUUUGAUAGGGCUUAAUUAAAAAAAAAUGCAUCAA
Gracilinanus agilis (Agile Gracile Mouse Opossum) is the source of this 1870-nucleotide messenger RNA. RefSeq names its product CDK5 regulatory subunit associated protein 3 (gene CDK5RAP3). The coding region runs from base 81 to 1601 and encodes 506 amino acids. Gene Ontology annotation, biological process: regulation of mitotic cell cycle; regulation of cyclin-dependent protein serine/threonine kinase activity. The transcript is spliced from 14 exons. NCBI's taxonomy places the organism in Eukaryota, Metazoa, Chordata, Mammalia, Didelphimorphia, Didelphidae. The record is from RefSeq and is a predicted model, not a curated record. Gene Ontology annotation, cellular component: endomembrane system.